AUGACUUUACCACCACCUACAAAUACAGACAGCACUUCAAAGAUCAAUACAGACAGGCGUCAUAAACGUACUCAAUCAAUCCAAGUACAUUCGAAACCAAAAUCUCACAUUCGCCAUGGUUCAUUACCCCACUUUCCGCUUCCCCAUCAAUCCACUCAGGUGUCCAUCGAGAUCUUAAACAAGGCCGACAUCACUCAGCAUGCUAGGCCAAAAGAAACAUACGGGCUUGUAGGCGCCUGGUGUGUGUGCGUAGUGGGAGUUGUGUUGUACAACAAACAGCUGAUGGGUAAAGACCAGUAUAAUUUCAACUUUCCAUUGUUGGUCAGUGCAGUACAGGCAGCCAUUACUACCCUUAUAAGCUGGGCAUGGAUAAGUCUAGGCAGUGAUCCAAACCUAAGCACAUCCAUUAAUUCAAACCGUCGAUCCAAAAUGAUUCCAUGCGGAGUAGCUGCUGCACUGGAGAUCGGAUGUUCGAAUGCUUCAUUGGUCUUGGUCAGCCUGUCGUUUUAUACAUUGGUCAAGGCAUCGACACCUGCAUGGACAUUGCUGUUUGGAUAUAUCUUUGGAUUCGAUCGACCUCUUUUUUCAAGUCCGUCUGGCUGGAAGACAAUGGUGGUGAUUUUGGUGCUAGGUACAAGUGGAGUAUUGGCUGUAGCUGGAGAGGCAAACUUUGAUGUGGUUGGGUAUCUGUUAGUCAUGGUGUCUUGCAUCGUCAAGGCGCUUCCUAUAGACCACUUGUUGUCUUUGGAGGUCGGGCCAUCGGAACACCCACUUGUGCAGAUGUGUUGCCUUGGGCCAGUCAUGACCGGGCUGUUAUUUGUCUUGAGUGUUGUGUUUGAAAACCCCUAUGUCCAUUUUCAGCACUCCUACCACUUUGAUAGCAUAGUACAUGUUCUGGAAUCGUUUGGAUUAAUGACAAUUGGUGGUGUACUUGUAUUUGGGUCCGCAUACUGCGAAUUAUCCCUGAAUAGACGGCCCCAGACUAUGAUGCUUGGGGUCGUGAACGUGGCAAGACAAUGGGUCCUCAUUGUACUCUCGGUACUCCUGUACGGUGACACCAUUACUUUGAGAACAAUGGCUAGGUAA
Molecule: messenger RNA, 1086 nt
Organism: Phycomyces blakesleeanus NRRL 1555(-)
Lineage: Eukaryota; Fungi; Mucoromycota; Mucoromycetes; Mucorales; Phycomycetaceae
Exons: 3
Coding region: 1-1086 (361 amino acids)
Biological process (GO): UDP-glucose transmembrane transport
Cellular component (GO): Golgi apparatus; endoplasmic reticulum-Golgi intermediate compartment; cis-Golgi network
Molecular function (GO): antiporter activity
Source: RefSeq, a predicted model, not a curated record